AACGAAAGUCAGCCUCAGCCUUCGAGCGCGAGCGAGCAGGACGACAGCGACGGGACGGACGAGGAUGGCCACUGCGUUUGCGAAGCGGUCGCCGUUCACACCCGCACAAAAGAGGAUGAACAGAUCCAACGAGUCGCCGAUGGACUUUGCAUACGAUGCGCCCUCGACAUCGAGCGCAAAUGAAGGCAGUAGCUGGCUCUCCUCCGAGGAUCGAAAGCGAGGCAGGGAAUCCGACGUCGGCUCAUCAAACGAUGCAGAGAUGAAGCCAGCUUUCACGUUCGGUGGAGCCGAUGAGGCGUCAUCAGCCAAGCAGAACUAUGGCGGUGUUUUCCUCUUUCAUCAACCUUUGAGCCCGACGCAUGCUGGACCGGAUGUGGAGAUGGACAAUGCCUCACCGUCGCAGGCGAGACCGCUCCCAACCACAGCAGCUGCAGCCAGCACCAGCGAAGGGCACAAAGAUGCAGAAGCGAGCACCUCGUCUUCGCGACCGAAGGCGUCGGGUGGAGCUGUCGUCAGAGUCAAUCGAAGAAGACAAUUUGCGAAUAAAGCUCGAAGCGUUAGUAACCCUCUCAAAGGCGCGAGGCGGCAGCAUGAUGGAUGGGAAGAUGAGGAGGACGAUGAGGAAGAAGAAGACGAUCACAGAGAUGGGAUUCCAAAGGCAAGAACGAGAAAGAGAUCGCUGGCGAGAAGAGUAGGCGACACUUUGCACGUCAAUUACAUCAUUGGCGGAGGAAGGGGGUCAUCUGAUGCAAAGAUGGGCUGGCUGGAUCCUGAAUGGUGCCUUGGCAUGGCGCAAUUCAUCUUCAAUGCCUCGCUUCUGCUUGGUGUUCUGUGGAUCCUCCUGCAGGUUGUCCUGACGCUUCGGCACGACAUUUCCGACAAGAUGCGCGAGUACGAGAUGGACUACUUGGCUGAUGUCGAAGGGUGCUCCCAAGCCUACCAUUUGAAUCGCUGCGGGACCGACACGGCCGUGCCUGCACUCGCGUCAGCCUGCGCUGCCUGGCAAAGAUGCUCAGCGAGGGACCCAGCGGUGAUCGGCAGAGCACGCGUGACAGCUGAGACUAUCGCGGAAAUUGUCAACGGUUUCGUCGACGUUGUCAGCUGGAAGAGCAUGCUCUUUACUCUGCUCUCCCUCGUCAUCGUCGUCGGCGCGACAAAUUCGACGCUCUCCUUCUUUCGACUCAAAUCAAGGAAACAAAAGGAAGAUAAGACCGCCUCAUCUCAUCUGGAUGAUGGACGAGCGCCCCCUCCUCCUCCUGCGCUGCACCAUCCCAUGUACAAUCCCUACUUGUAUCCUUACCCCACCGCUCCUUCAGAGGCAUGGCACGCUCCAAGCCCACCGGCGACUCCCCAUAAGAAGCGCAUGUGCCGCUGAUUCAUUAAUAAGAGUAAUUACUUCUAC
This is a messenger RNA of Acaromyces ingoldii, 1402 nucleotides long. RefSeq lists its product as hypothetical. NCBI's taxonomy places the organism in Eukaryota, Fungi, Basidiomycota, Exobasidiomycetes, Exobasidiales, Cryptobasidiaceae. Gene Ontology annotation, biological process: lipid homeostasis; nuclear envelope organization. Gene Ontology annotation, cellular component: nuclear membrane; nuclear envelope. The record is from RefSeq and is a predicted model, not a curated record. The transcript has 2 exons. The coding region runs from base 65 to 1375 and encodes 436 amino acids.